AUGCCGCCCACAAAGAAGUUCGAAAAAAAGUACGAGAUCCAGAGAGAGAUUAAUAUUGUCACAACCGAAAUAGUGACGGCAAGAAAAGAAAUCGAAAGCAUCAAAAUUGAGAUAUCAGACGUACAAUGGAAAAAGAUCGGCUUUCGGGAGAUAAUAACUGGAGACGACAAUCUUACCGACAAGAUCGCGGCUCAACAGAAUCAUGAAGCGCUUUGUGACAAGGAAGACGAGCUAUGCAAAGAGAAAGAAAAGCUCCAGAGGAAGCUGCCGAAGCUGGAGGAGAGGAAGAAACAGCUUGAAGAGUUCAAAGACGAGUGGACAGGUCCAGACUAA
Messenger RNA from Fusarium proliferatum ET1, 333 nucleotides. RefSeq lists its product as uncharacterized. Lineage: Eukaryota; Fungi; Ascomycota; Sordariomycetes; Hypocreales; Nectriaceae. The record is from RefSeq and is a predicted model, not a curated record. Bases 1 to 333 code for a protein of 110 amino acids. The transcript has a single exon.